Molecule: messenger RNA, 1136 nt
Organism: Penaeus monodon (black tiger shrimp)
Lineage: Eukaryota; Metazoa; Arthropoda; Malacostraca; Decapoda; Penaeidae
Product: endochitinase-like
Biological process (GO): chitin catabolic process; carbohydrate metabolic process
Cellular component (GO): extracellular region
Molecular function (GO): chitinase activity; chitin binding
Source: RefSeq, a predicted model, not a curated record
GCGAUCAAUGGGUGGGCUAUGACGACCUCUCGAGCGUCCGAGUGAAGAUGGACUUCAUUCGCGCCCAGGGCCUCGGCGGCGCCAUGACGUGGGCCAUCGAUCAGGACGAUUACAACGGCUGGUGCGGCCAAGGAGUUAAUCCACUGAUGUCGGAACUUUAUCUAGGAAUGAAAGACUACGCUGUGCCUUUCCCUUCCGGAAUAGACAGCCGGCAAAGUAUCGUUGGUGUUCCUGCUGUUAGCGGAAAUGUCAGCACCAUUGGUCGUACAUCGGUCUCACCCUUGCGAAACGGGAAUGGACAAAGUGAUCCUUCAACUCGCACGGGAAUCACGGUCUCUGCUGCGUUCGAUCCUCCAUCCUUCAACCUCCCCGGAGUCAGGACAACCACGGAGGCUGACCUGUUUGUAAGGAACCCGUUUUUCAGAGACCGCGACCUGGGCAUUAACCCCUUCUACACGAGCACUGAAAACCCGAGUGCCGCCCAGAACACCACGACCAGACUCUCUAUACCCGACCCGUUCCCGCAGGUCAAAGUUCUUGACGAUAACAUGAUACCCAACAGUAAUACCCCGGAGAAAACGGCCGAGAUACCCAACAGUGAAACCCCGGAGAGAACGGCCGUGACCACCGCACCGAGGACGAGGAACAUCCGAAGGGGAAACAGAAGACAAAGCAGAAAUAAGGUUAAUAGAAGAGGGGCGGUCAAUGUGACAGGCAAAAAUUGAUGUUGUGUGGGUAAUAUGGAAGGAGUUCGUAGUAUAAGGUUUAGCUCUAGUUUAAAAUGGUGUAGGUUUAGCUUUCUAUGUUGCAAGGAAGUAGGGUCUAUAUUUUAAGUUAACUAAUUUGUUAUGAUUUUGUAUCAUAUACUGAGAGAACGUGAUUUUGUUCUAGCUAUCACCAUCAAAUCAACUUGACAUUUUUUUAAAAAUUACUGCAAUAAGUAUAUGUUUGUAUUUGGAUAAGGAUUGCAAUUAUCACGAACAUUACUAGUUAUGUUCUAUGUGACAGAAGCCUCGAGAUUUUCCCCAUUGAUAAUCAGAUCGAUGCUCAGUUCAUCUUCCAGUUAGUGUGUUCCGUCCGUUCACUGGAAAAAGGCAGCUAUUUUGUAUGAAUCUUCCAAUAAAUAAUUACUUUUA